AGAUUAAAAAUGUUUGUGUUUAAUUUAUAAAGAGUCUGUUUUGAAUCAUUCAAACAGGUAAUAUCACCAGAUCUAACAUUUAGUCAGAUUUAAACACAAACACAUGCCAGCUCAUAUGACCUGUCAUGUCUCUGCUCGGCUAACAGUUACUGUCAUGGUUUAGGUUUGAAGUUUCGCUUUCAGUUUUGCAAAUGGUGGAGCGAACCUGAAUUUGCAUGACAUGGCAGCAUCACAGUGAUGCAGCAGUAUUUGUGAAGGGGUCUCUGAGAAACGCCAACGAGUGCAUACACAGUGCAUACACUUAUCUUACUUUGGACAUGUCAAAAGAAUCCUGCAAAGAGCAAGUAAGUAGUGAGCGCAUGCAGCUCAGUGAGGAGCAGCUGCAUCAGAUAGAGCAGAACAGACGUGCUGCACUUGAACGACUGGCCAGCCGAAACGUACCUGUACCUGUUGGUGAAAGCUGGCGAAGACAAAUUGGGACUGAAUUUACAAAACCUUAUUUUACAAAACUAAUGUCUUUUGUUACAAUGGAGAGGAAAUGCUUUACUGUCUAUCCCAGCCCUGAGCAAGUGUUUUAUUGCACAACUUUGUGUGCAAUUGAAGAUGUAAAAGUGGUCAUUCUUGGGCAAGACCCCUAUCACCAUCCAGGUCAAGCCCAUGGUUUGGCCUUCAGUGUGCUGAGGCCUAAACCUCCUCCUCCUAGUUUGGAAAACAUAUUUAUGGAGUUGAAAGAAGAUAUUGUUGGCUUCCAGCAUCCAGGUCAUGGAGACCUUACAGAAUGGGCUAAACAGGGUGUUCUGCUGCUGAAUUCUGUGUUGACAGUGAGGGCUCAUCAACCCACCUCUCAUGAGGGUCAAGGCUGGGAGCUCUUCACAGAUGCUGUGGUCCUGUGGCUCAGCAGGAACCUCAAUGGCCUGGUCUUUCUGCUUUGGGGCUUGUAUGCUCAGAGGAAAGGCAGAGUGAUUGACAGAAAACGUCAUCAUGUCCUUGAGACUUCACAUCCAUCACCAUACUCGGCACAUUUAGGCUUCUUUGGAUGUAGGCACUUCUCUAAAACUAACAUGCUACUUAAAGCAUCAGGAAAAAAUCCGAUUGAUUGGACAGCUCUCUGAAAUAACAUACUAUUUUAUAUUACUAUUAAAAAUAUAAAUAUUUCUGGUAAAACAGAGAGGCUGUGAACAUUAAAUAUUCUACAUUACAGUUAAAUGUUUUGCAUUUUAUACUGCAAUUAUGUUGCAAAUGGGUCACAACUGCCAUGUAGAGAGGUUGAACUUCUAAUAAUCAUGCCAAUUGUUAUAAUGCAAAUGAUUACAUUAUUUGGACAAUAAAUGAAUGCAGUUAAUUAAUGUAUUUCAUUAGUCAUAUUGGACAAAAGGAGUGUAAUUUUAUGGACUGACCACAUAUUUCAGCUUCAAAUUAAAACGUUAAAAACAAAAACUUAUUGUUAUAUAUAUAUAUAUAUAUAUAUAUAUUAGUGCUGUUUAUGUACGCAAUUAUUUUUUCAGUUUUUUUCAGUUUAACAUUAUUUAAUGCAAUUAACACACCAUCCAUUUUCCUCCAUCAUCCUUUGGCUAGCUUUACAAUAUAAUGAUCAUGCUCUUAUUCAAGCAAAUGCUAUAUGAAUGAGACAACUCGCUGUCGGAGAGGAGAGCAAGAGCAAGAGCACUUUUAAUUUAGCAGCCUUUUCCAAACCUGAGUAUUUUGGUAAUGAUAUUCCAAAUAGCUUAGGAAAAACCCCACAAAACAUCACAAUAUUAUAUAUUGUGAAUUUGUGAUAUGGCGUCUGCAACUUAUGAUCACACGAGUGGGUGCACACGCUACUAAUAUCAUUUUGCUGGGUUUUUUGGUAUAUGCUGGUUCAUGCUCUGAGUGCAUUAAGUUAAUCGCUACUCUGAUAAAUGAUUCCUAUGAGCCUUUAGAAAUGAAAAAAUUCCAUACAGACUAAUAACUCAGCUUUGAAUAUCAUGAUGUUGUCAAAUAAACCAAUACGAAACUUAAACAGUGUGUGUAUGAUUUGAAAAGAAAAAAGAAACCCAAACAAAUGCCACUUUAAAAUUUAAACCAGCCUUUUCCAAACUUGCCCAG
Molecule: messenger RNA, 2085 nt
Organism: Ctenopharyngodon idella (grass carp)
Lineage: Eukaryota; Metazoa; Chordata; Actinopteri; Cypriniformes; Xenocyprididae
Gene: ungb
Product: uracil DNA glycosylase b
Exons: 7
Coding region: 216-1112 (298 amino acids)
Biological process (GO): base-excision repair; base-excision repair, AP site formation via deaminated base removal
Cellular component (GO): nucleus; mitochondrion
Molecular function (GO): uracil DNA N-glycosylase activity
Source: RefSeq, a predicted model, not a curated record